This is a messenger RNA of Erigeron canadensis, 4421 nucleotides long. Its product is annotated as protein BREAST CANCER SUSCEPTIBILITY 2 homolog B-like. The record is from RefSeq and is a predicted model, not a curated record. NCBI's taxonomy places the organism in Eukaryota, Viridiplantae, Streptophyta, Magnoliopsida, Asterales, Asteraceae. The transcript has 25 exons. Bases 70 to 4194 code for a protein of 1374 amino acids. Gene Ontology annotation, biological process: double-strand break repair via homologous recombination; regulation of DNA-templated transcription.
UAUCUCAAGAAAGAAGAGCAAGUUUCUUUCGCAUCCGGAAAACCCGUUGCUAUCCAGAAAGCACUUUCUAUGUUUGCAGACCAACACCAACAACAUGAUGAUGAUGAUGCUUUUCCAGGAUUUACAAUACUAGAUGGGAAUCAAAAACCGGGAUUCAGAACUGGAUUGGGGAAACCGGUUGUUGUAAAGCAAUCUUCUUUAGCCAAAGCAUCAUCUAUUCUUGUCGAUCAAGAUGGAGGCACAUGCAUUACAGAUGCAGGACAUCCGAAAUUAUCUAAGAACCAAAAUGGGACCCCUCCGACAUUUAGAACUGGAUUGGGGAAACCAAUUGUUGUGCAGAAUUCUUCCUUAACGAAAGCAUCAUCUAUUCUUGGCGAUCAAGGAGGACCAGGAUAUCUGAAACCUAAUAAGAAUCAAAGUGGGACCCCUAGGACAUUUAGAACUGAAUUAAGAAGCCCAGUUGCUGUAAAGCAAUCUUCCUUAACCAAAGCAUCAUUUAUUCUUGGUGAUCAAGAUGGAGACUCAGUGAAUAUAGGGUAUCCGAAACUGUAUGAAAAUCAAAAUACCACCCCUCCCAUGUUCAGAACUGGUUCAGGGAAACCUGUUGUCUUAAAACAAGCCUCUUUAGCCAAAGCAUCAAUUAUUCUUGGUGAACAAGAUGGAGGAACAAGCAUUGCAGAUGCAGGGUAUCCGAAACCUUAUGAGAAUCAAAGUGAGACCCCUUCAACAUUCAGAACUGCAUUGGGGAAACCGGUUGUUGUGAAGCAAUCUUCCCUGCCAAAGGCAUCAUCUAUUCUCGGCGAUCAAGAUGGAGGAAUAUGCAAUGCAGACACAAAAAACCCAAAACUGUAUGAGAAUCAAGGUGGGACCCCCCCAACAUUCAGAACUGGAUUGGGCAAACCGGUUGUUGUAAAGAAAUCUUCCUUGGUCAAAGCAUCAUUUAUUCUCGGCGAUCAAGACAAAGGAGAAGCAGGCAGCAGAGAUACAGAAUGUAUGAACAUACAUGUGGAUAACAAUCAUAAAGCUGAGGCUCCGGUAACAUUUGAGACUGGAUCAGGAAAAUCGGUUGCCACGAAAAAGUCUUCCUAUGAAAAGGCAUUAUCUAUUCUUCAAGAUGAUGAUGACGAUGUUUUUUCAGAUUGGGUGGGUGGAUCAGUUGACCGAGACAAUGGAACCAGUGGCUUGAAUACCAUGUUCCAAACAGGGUCAGGGAAAGCUGUAAACAUAUGCUCUACAGGUCUUAUUAAAGCUCGAGCAUUGUUAGGACUGGAAGAAAAUAUUGAUUGUAUUGAGGCUUCCAAAGGCCACAUACAACUGAGACAACAUCCAAAUUCAGAUGAUAUCUUCACCUGUCAAUCUUCUUUGAGACUCCGGAAUACCAGUGAUGAAACUUAUUCAGGGUUUCAAGAAGCUAGAUCCAUUCCGAAUUCUAAUUGUAAAUCACGUUCUGGUGUAUAUGGAAAUGAUAUGAAGGAGGUUGCUCAAGGAUCUUUCCAUUCUGCUUCUAGGCCACCACCUAUCCAGUUUCGUACAGCUGGUGGAAGGUCUGUAAAGGUUUCUAGUGAUGCCUUGAAACGAGCAAGGAGCCUUCUAGGAGAUCCUGAUGUGGGGAAUUUUUUGAAUGAAGGACAUGAAGGUUCUCCCGUGGUUUUGGCGAGUACGAACGGUAGCUUUGAGGAUAGCAUGAACAAAGAAAUUAGUGUGUGCACUUCUUCCAGUGCUGAUGUACUAAAAGCGAAGAACAUGUCUAAUGGUUUCACGACCCCAUUAAGAUCAGCUUUAUCUUAUAAGAAGACUGCAAGCAGAAUACAAAAUAUAGGUCUUCGGAGUAAUUUGAUCAAAGAAUUCGAUGCUGUCGAACAUGAUAUCAGUAUAAAGCAGUGUAAUGAUUUACCAUGUUCCUCAUUGCCUUUAUCAGCAAAUAUGACUCCUGCUAUGGAGGGAGUAAAAGGAACCCUUUCAGAGAAUGGCAACAUGUUAGGUGCUUCUUCAGAGCGAAAGUCUUCAGAAAGGCCAUUGGUGGAUAUUAUAAAUAUAAAGGGUUCAAAUCUUGUUGGGACUGAUCAAGUCGUAAGAGCAAAGAGGAAACUAUCAAGUCGAAAAUAUAUAUCUCCAUUCAAGAAGCCCCGCAAUUCUACAUUUGUCCCUCCAUUGAACAUAAAAUCAACAGCAGUUCCCAACGGUACCGUGCCUGAAGCUCUUGGAGCAUCAUGCUUCAAUAACAGGGUUUCCACUCGAUACCCGUCUCAGUUUCCACGCAAGUAUAUCAAGGAGUACCUUGGGGAGCCUUUAUUCUUUCAAAACAUGUUCAAGAACUUGCCUGAAUGGUUAAGAAAGAUAAGUCCAGAGAAUGUGAACAAACACAUGUUUGAUGAUGAAUCUGGUACAAAAAGCAUUGGUUUGGAUUCCUUCUUUCACAUGUUGUCUCAAUCAGGUUGUUCAACCAUUUCAAAAGAGUGGAUUGCAAAUCAUUACAGAUGGAUAGUGUGGAAACUUGGAUGUUAUGAGAGAUGCUAUCCUACUAAAUUUUUUGGAAAACUUCUGACUGCUUACAACGUGCUUGAGGAACUGAAAUAUAGAUACGAGAGAGAAGUUAACAAUGGUCAUAGAUCGGCACUUAAGAGAAUUCUGGAAGGAGAUGCUCAUCCUUCUUCUCCUUUGGUACUUUGCAUAUCAUCUAUACACUUGAAGUGUGAUUCAGAAACCGAUACAAACGUAUUUUCUACAUCAAAUGCUACUGAAAGCUCUACAGUUGCCAGCGUGGAACUGACAGAUGGAUGGUAUUCAGUGAAUGGUCUCUUGGAUGAAUUGCUUUUAAAGCAAGUUGUUGCGGGAAAAUUGUUUGUGGGACAAAAGCUUAAGGUCUGUGGAGCUAGUUUAUGUGGUUGGAAUGCACCUGUUUCACCCCUUGAGGCAUCAAGGACGAUUAGCUUAUGCUUGAACAUUAAUGGGACAUAUAGAGCUCAUUGGGCAGAGCGUUUGGGAUUCUGCAAAAGCGGCUGUGCCCCAUUAGCGCUUAAGUGCAUUAAAGGUUCUGGCGGGGUAGUUCCCAGCACAUUGGUUGGAGUCACUCGGAUAUAUCCUGUUCUUUACAGGGAAAGGUUAAGUGAUGGAGGUUUCGUGGUGAGAUCAGAGAGAAUGGAAAACAAAAGGGUGCAAUUGUAUGACCAGAGACGUUCAAGCAUUGUGGAGGGCGUUAUGUCCGAAUUUCAAAGGGGGCUCAAAAGUUUUCAAGUUCACGAUGGGGAAAAUUCUGAUGACGAAGGGGCAAAGAUCUUUCAGUUACUUGAAGAAGCUGCCGAACCAGAAUUUCUAAUGGCUGACAUGACCUAUAAACAACUUAAUUCAUUUGUCAAGUAUAAAGAAAAAAUUGAGGCAAUUAGAGAGUCAGAAAUGCAAAAAUUAAUUGAAAAGGCAUUAGAUGAAGCUGGCCUAAGAAGGAGAGAAGUCAACACGUUUAUGAGAGCGAGAGUGGUUGGUUUGACUAGUAGAAGCAAUAAUCAGAAGAGCUGCUCACGUCAGGGCAUGGUAACAAUCUGGAAUCCAAGUGAGGAACAGCAAUCAGAGUUGGUUGAGGGGCAAGCAUAUGUUGUUGCGGGUCUUUCACCAGUUCACUCUAAUUCGAAUAUUAUUUAUUUGCAUGGAGGAUCUACAACAAAAUGGCAGCCUUUAUCUCUGUCCACAAUUGGACAGUUUCAGCCAUUUUUUAGUGCUCGGAAAUCAGUAUCAUUACUAAAAAUGGAUGAAAUUCCUCUCUCCAGUGAGUUUGAUGUUGCUGCGUUUGUUAUUUAUGUGGGGGAAGUGCACAAAUCUACUCAUCACAAGAAACAGUGGGUUUUUGUGGCAGAUGGCAGUAUUAAUACAUCACAUUCACAUGACCAGUCAGAUACUUUGCUUGCAAUCAGUUUUUGUUCACCAGCUGUUGACUGUGAUUCUAUUGUCCCAAUCAACUACAACCUUGUUGGAUCAACGGUUGGGUUUUGCAAUCUUAUAAAGUGUGACAAGGAUCAUACAAACCGUAUACGGGUGGCUGAAGCAACUGAAAAUUCUACAUACCAUCUAAGUUAUGAUGCUUCUGUUUCCAAACACUUGAAAAAUGCUGCUGUGUCUGCUGAUCGAUGGGCAAAAGCCUCCACCCUGACUAUUGAGAAGCUAAAGAGAAAAGUAUUAUCUAUUCUUGCCUGCAAGAUAUAGCCUUCUGACUUCCUUCAUGAUUUAUUACAUUUUACCAGGACUAUGCUACGACCAUACUCGUCUCUUAAAGGGCAUUUCGUAUUAACUUUUGGGAGGCAGUUGGUGCAUGAAAUUUUGUUAGCUAGCCUCCAACAAAAACGGUGAUAUAUUCUAGUUGCGUUGUUUUUGGGUUGAUAGUUAUCGUAUCAAAAGUAUAUUUAAAUGCAAAAAUCCACAUCACACAAAAA